GUUUUCGAGAGGAAACAAGUCUGCGAGGGUUUAGAUUACCUUUUUGGGGAUCGACUGUGCAGGUGAUAAGGGGGAUGGGGGAGGGAUGUUGUCAGACUUGAUGGGUUGAUGGAUGGAUGGUUUGGGGUUUAUUGGGGACUAUUCGGGUACUGGUACUCGUGCAUGUUAUAUAUGAGGUCUUUGGUCUUGUGGAGAAUUUGGUUAUGCCUUGGAUUGCUUCUUUUUCUCGUUCUUCUUUUUGAUUUUGAGAAGUUUUGAAAUUGAAAUUGGAUUUUGAAUGUUUGAUGGGUUGUUGUGUUAUUGGUAUUCUUGAUUGAUUGAUUGAUUGAUUGAUUGAUUGAUUGAUUGAUUGAUUGAUUGAUUGAUUGAUUGAUUGAUUGAUUGAUUGAACAGUUGAUUGAUAUUGAGAACCGCAAAUAUGACGACAGAAGAGAACUCGAAACCGGAAGAGCAACCUAAACCGAAGAAAUGGAUUAUGAAUGCAUUCGCUAUGUUUGCGCCUGGUCAUUUAUCACCUGGUACUUCUCUUCCUCUCCCCUUUCCCCCUCUUCCCCUCCUCUCCUCAAUCAACCAUCAAAACCAACUAACCCCACCCCACUCAAAGGAUAAUGGCGCCACCCCUCCGAUCAAGCAGGCGACUACACGAACCUAACCUACUGGACGAACCUCGCUAAGACGCUCGAGCGAGGCAAGUUCCAUGGCUUGUUCCUGGCGGAUGUCCUGGGGAUUUAUGAUGUUUAUAAGGGACCCGGGAAUGUGGAGCCGGCUGUGGGGAGUGGGAGUCAGUUUCCGAUUGGGGAUCCUUUGUAAGUUUCUUUUUUCUUUGAUGUUUUUUGGGGUUGGGGGAUGAGUGGUGGAGUGGUGAGGAAGAUGGAGAGGGAAUGGGAGGGGAGGGGAUGAGGGAAAGGGGGGAAUACUUGAUAUCCAACUAACAAACCCCAAAAAGCCUCCUAAUCUCCGCCAUGGCAUCCGUAACCACCUCCCUCUCCUUCGCCAUAACCUCCUCAACAACCUACGAACACCCCUACGCCCUGGCGCGACGCUUCUCCUCCCUCGACCACCUCACCAACGGCCGCGUCGGCUGGAACAUCGUGACAUCCUACCUCGACAGCGCCGCCAAAGCUUUUGGACUCACCGACCAGAUCCCACACGAUGAGCGCUACGAGCGCGCGGAGGAGUUCUUGGAAGUAGGUUAUAAGCUGUGGGAGGGGAGUUGGAAGGAUGACGCGAGGGCGAUGGAUAAGGAGAGGGGGGUUUAUAGUGAGGUGGAUGGUGUGAGGAGGGUGGUGCAUCAGGUGAGGUAUUUUAGGUGUGAGGCGUUGCAUCAGCUUCAUGCUUCGGUGCAGAGGACGCCGUUUUUGUUGCAGGCGGGGGCUUCGGCGUGAGUUUCUUUGUAAGUGAGAUGAUGGAUAGGUGCUGAUGAGUGUAGAGCGGGGAAGAAGUUUGCGACGAAGCAUUCGGAGGCUAUGUUCCUUCCUGGGAUUGAUCCGGUUAAAGUCCGAAAGGAGGCUGAUGAUAUUCGGUAAAUAAACGAGGUAUCCAUAUUAAGCGAACUUGGCUGAUUGGAAUGUAGUGCACAAGCGGUCUCCCAAGGGAGAAAAGCGACGGAUAUCAAGAUCAUCGCGGGGAUUCUGGUGAUUAUAGAUGAGACGGAUGAGAAGGCUCAGGCGAAGUAUGAGAGUUAUCUUGAGUAUGCGGAUUUAGAGGGGAUUGCUGCGCUCUUUGGGGGCUGGACGAACCAUGAUCUCUCGAAAUAUGGCGAGGAUGAUGAUUUUAAGUUUACCGGCCAUGGUUCGAUCCAGGUGAGUCACUCGUUCUUUUCGUAAUCGUUUGAUUCUAUUCAAGUUAUUCAUGAGCCUUGAGAGAAAAUCUUCCUCGAAAGAAUUCAUCAUCCCCAAUAUAUCUCACCACCCCAACCCAUCUCCAAAAACCCACCACACUAACCCCCCAACCCCUAGUCCAUGGUAAACACCUGGUCCACCACCAUCCCCGGAACCAACGGCAUAAAAUGGACCCGUCGGCGCGUCCUCCAAGAACUCGCACUGGGCGGCGCCCACCCCCGCGCCAUCGGCUCCCCCCAAACCGUCGCCGAUAUCCUACAGAAUUGGAUUGAUGUCGCGGGUGUAGAUGGGUUUAAUCUUGCCUACGCAGUGAGUCCGGGGACGUUUGAGGAUAUGAUUCAGUGGCUUUGGCCCGAGUUGAGGAGGAGAGACGUGUUUUGGGAGGAGUAUGAGAAGGUGGGGGGAUCGAUGAGGGAGAAUUUUUCGGGGGAUGGGGAGGGU
Messenger RNA from Hymenoscyphus albidus, 2282 nucleotides. The record is from the annotation of a GenBank genome assembly. Lineage: Eukaryota; Fungi; Ascomycota; Leotiomycetes; Helotiales; Helotiaceae.